AAACUAGUUAAAUACUCAAAUUUAUCCUUGUUUAACCAUUAUAAUUGCAGAACAUUUAUUGUUUAUCUUAGUUUGAUUAGAGGUAAAAUAGAGAAAUUAAUAGAAAAUUACAUUGAAAUCAUAAAACGACACUUACUUUUUAACAAAAAUUUUAUGUUACAACGACAAUUAAUUUGAAACGGAAAGAGUAUUUUAUAUUACAGAAUCGAUGGAGUAUAUUUAGUUACAAGAUUGUCGUUUAUUUUAUAUUACAGAAUCGAUGGAGUAUAAUAUAAUAUCGUUCCAAUAAAAAGUUUAUAGAUUCUAAUGAAUUCAAGAAUUGUAACUCUAUUAGUUAUUAAUUACGGAAGCAAGAGACUUAACGUUAACAUUAAACGCAAUGGCUAUAUAAAUUUGACCGAUUCGUUUCUCAUUCUCCAUCUCUUAAAAACAAAAAUCACAAUGGCGUUUGCUCAUAAGUAUUGUGUUAUGUUUCUACUUCUAUCUAUCGUUACUCAAGGACACUGCCGCUGCCGUUCCACCGACCUCCAGAUCGGCGGGGUGAGGACCGGGAGAUAUAUUGCCGGACAACCGGAGUGGAAAGUGACGGUGGUCAACACGUGUAACUGUCCUCAGAAACAGGUGAUUCUCACAUGCGAAGGGUUUGCUCCUGUGAAUCCUGUCAAGCCAUGGCUACUUCGCCCACAAGGAAAAGCGUGUCUUCUGAUUAAUGGAGAAGUUAUGCCAGCUGGAGGCACAGUUGAGUUCGCUUAUGCCGGCGAGCCUUACAUCUUCAGACCCGUCAGCUCCAGGGUCAAAAUAAGUUGCAUGAGUUAAUAAUUUCUUUUGCUAUUACAACUUUCUGAUUCAUGUCGGUGAACAAGGUUACUAAGUUUCUAGCGUCUCAAGAAAUAUGACUUUUGUUUUUGCCAAGA
Molecule: messenger RNA, 914 nt
Organism: Brassica napus (rape)
Lineage: Eukaryota; Viridiplantae; Streptophyta; Magnoliopsida; Brassicales; Brassicaceae
Exons: 2
Coding region: 307-816 (169 amino acids)
Biological process (GO): cell fate determination
Source: RefSeq, a predicted model, not a curated record